AUGGCCAAUGCACCGGACCGGCGACAGCAGCUUCGUGAUUUGAACUUGAGAGCGACCGCGGGCGAGUCUGUUUUCCCUGUUCUGCCGAAAACAGACUCCUCGCUCAAGAAGAACACCGGUUUUGUUAAACGCAUCAGAACCAUCAACUCCGAAAACGCAGCCAAUGUGCUUUCAGAUGUGCGCACUCUAUCGCUUGAAAAGUACUUGAGUGAAAUAGCGGUGGCUUAUUGUGAGGCCCUUCUUUCUGUCGCUCGGAAUGACGAUAUCUUACCGUUUUUGGAGGUAGGACUGGCAUUGCACCAACGGUUCGGCCCUGCGUUUGUGGCACCUGUUCUAUCGAGCUUGGUGAAUUUUUUGGGAGCUAAGGGUUCCGCUGAACCUCUCCCGCGUCAUAAAUUCGUGCUCAAAUUCGUUUUUAGCAUGCAUCUUGUAGGUCUCUGCACGACACUAGGUGACUGUUCUGUUGAGGAAUUGAGUGACAGUGCGGCCAAACUCUGUAAGAACCAUGGUCAAAGUCCGAUCAUAUUGCCGCUUUUGAAGUCCAUGAUGGCAUUCGAGCUCCGGCGCGGCCAUACGUUGUCGGUAGUGGCAUCCUUUGUACGGUACUUCAAGGAUGUAUUGGUGAGCCCAUCGCAGGCUUUGCUACCAGAAAAUGUCCACGCGCAAUUGUUGCAACUUCUUACCCAGUACACGGCAGAGAUUGUCAAGGUGCUUGUGCAACUACGCAAGGAUACUGCACUGCGCAAGGAACGUCUUCGAAAGGCCUCAAUUAGAACAGGCAAGUUGCUCGAAGACUUGCAGCAAGACGUUGACGAUGCCGUGGAACUCGAAGCCGUUUUCGACUCGUGUGCCACUGUUCUUUGUGAGGUAGCCGAUGUGGUGUAUCCCGAAAACAAAGAAACGGGUGAUCUCCACGAGGAUCAAGCGUCGGCAUCUGAGGAAAAUGUACUGUCAGUGAAGCAAGAAUGGUGGGACGAUGCUGCCGACCGCGACUUUCAUCAAGUGAUUCCUUCAGGCGAGGAAGUGGCUGCCGCAGUAGACCCUAAGUCCAUCGCAAAUCUACGCCUCAAUCGGUUGACAGAGGGUGAGUGUGUUGUCAAGUUUUUGACCCUUUUGGAAAAUGCUGUAUCCGAGCAAGACAUCCUUGUUUGUUCUGUACUUGUGCAGAAAUAUGUUCCCUACAACAAGGCGACUCGCAAUAAGCUCCUUAAGUUCUUUUCCUUCGAGUCCAAGAAAAUGGACAACGUCAAUAUUUAUGCCCGGUUCCUAAAAAUCAAUGAGACUUUCCUUGCAGAAGUCAUUGAAUGCUUGACCUCUGCUCUCGAUCAGGGCUUCCGCUCUCAAAUCCAUCAUGGCAGAAUCAAUUUCCGAACUAUCAGUUUCUUUGUCGAACUUGUCAAGUUUAAACUUAUUCCAAAGCAUGUUGUCUUCCACAAAAUCCGCAGAUUGACACUCGACCUCGCUGGAACCAAUAAUGCUACCAUUCUUCUGAUCUUCUAUCAAGACUGCGGCAAGUUUUUGUUGUUUGAGCCAGAAUACCUGGAAACCACAAAAGAUAUGCUUGAUCUUUUACAACUGCGUUCCAAGAGUGCAAGUCUCUCUCCCGAUGAAAAGCAUGUGAUCAGGAAUAUGUUUUCUAUUGUCGACUCUUAUGUCAAUCCUAAGAACAAAGAGCCUGUCAAAGAGAUUGUUGCUACUCCGAUCCAAGACUUCAUAUCUCAAAUCAUUAAGAUUCUCGCAACUCCCCAGUACUACCAUCAUGCCAAAAAUUUAUACCAGCAAAUCGAUUUCAUUAACGAUGUCGAGGCUCAGGAGGCGUUGUUCAAUGUCUUUCAGAAGCCUGAAGCCCUCAACUUGGAUAAUUACGAGCUUCUUGCAAGAUUGUUGUGUAGCAGUGGCAAGAAACGGAAAUUCUUAGUUGCUCGCGUUGUUAGUGCUUUGAUAGAACAGGUAUACCGCGGUUUGGAAAGCUGCGACUACAGAAACAAUUCCGCACGGACUUCUCAGGUGAAGCUUCUUGCGUCCUUCUACAACGAGAAAGUGAUUGACUUCAGGAUCAUUGUUGAUCUAUUAUUCCGUAUAGUUUGCUUUGGACACCCUAAUAAUCUUCCAGUGCCCAAUUCAACUUGCGAGGUAGAUAAAUCUACUGACUAUUUCAGAAUAUCGAUGUGCUGCUCUAUACUAAAGAGAUUGAAUUUUGGAUUUGUGAAGAAUUCUCAGCACUUCAGCGGCUCAGUCAAAAGUCUUGAAGGUUUCUUGAUGUUCCUACAAUAUUAUUCUUUUUGCAAGAUGCAGCCAUUACCAAGAGAUGUCAAAAUGCUGCUUGAUGACGUAUACACAAAGUUCGAAGAAACGAGUUUCAAUGACCUUGACCUAGCAAAUAACUUCCUGGAUGCUGCUACGCUAUUGCAAGCGUUCACACAAAGGUGUAGUGAAAGCACUUCAUCCAGAGCCAAAGCUUCCGAAGCAGAGAGCGCCAAUCCGCAAAUAGAUCAAUCCGAAUUAGCUUCGAGUGAUCUGGAGUCUGAAAUUUCGGAGGCAGAGAGCGAGGACUCUACAGAUGAAGAUUCUGACGAAGAGACUGUGAACAUGGAUGAUCUGGUUGUGGACUCUCAUUCUGAGAGCGACGAUGGCGACUCAGAAGACUCAGAAAGUGACAGUGACCAAUACGAAUCCGAAAUGGACGAAGAAGAUGAGGAGCAGCAGAGAAUGAAGCAGAGAAUGGAGGCUCUAAAAGUGGCCGAGGAGACAAAGUUGAUCUCCGCUAUGGAUAAAAGUAUUCAAGAACUACGCCAAGAUGCAUCUGGUUCGACCAAGCCAACCAGGUCAUUGCGGAUGCCAGCUCCCUCGAGUUUUGCUACCAGAAAUGGAAAUAGUAGUCCUACUCCAUUAGGAAUGAAACUCAACUUCUUGAGCAAAUCGAACAAGUUGAGAGAGGUCAACAUGCCAUCUAACAAGCAAUUAGAAGAGCGUAUUCUCAAAGAGCAGCAAGAGAGAAGGGCAAACCAGGAGAAAAUCUUAAGCUUGGUGGACCAAAUGAAUUGA
Australozyma saopauloensis is the source of this 3045-nucleotide messenger RNA. RefSeq lists its product as uncharacterized. Lineage: Eukaryota; Fungi; Ascomycota; Pichiomycetes; Serinales; Metschnikowiaceae. Gene Ontology annotation, cellular component: exon-exon junction complex; cytoplasm. Gene Ontology annotation, biological process: nuclear-transcribed mRNA catabolic process, nonsense-mediated decay. The transcript has a single exon. The record is from RefSeq and is a predicted model, not a curated record. The coding region runs from base 1 to 3045 and encodes 1014 amino acids.